AUGUAUCGUAAAUUAUUAUCACCUUCGCAAUCUAUUAUCAACAGAUGUAUAGCUUCAGCAAGUUCAUCAUCGAUAAAAUCUAAGGCAAAAAAUGUAUCAUCAAAAACUCAAUCGAUUAUUGAUCGUGAAACACGUUAUGGAGCAGCAAAUUAUCAUCCAUUACCUGUUGUUAUUCAACGUGGAUCUGGUCCAUAUGUAUGGGAUAUAGAUGGAAAUCGUUAUUUUGAUUUCCUUUCGGCUUAUUCAGCUGUUAAUCAAGGACAUUGUCAUCCGAAAAUUCUUGAGGCUCUUAAAAAACAAGCCGAAACAAUAACAUUAACAUCAAGAGCAUUUCAUAACGAUAUUCUUGGAGAAUUUGAACAGUAUGCAUGUGAACUAUUUGGUUACGAGAAACUUUUACCAAUGAAUACCGGUGUCGAAGGUGGAGAAACCGCUAUUAAACUUGCUCGUAAAUGGGGAUAUAAUGUCAAAGGUAUCCCAAAAAAUAAAGCAGUUGUUCUCUUUGCUGAAAAUAAUUUCUGGGGUCGUACAUUGGCAGCAGUAUCAAGUUCAACUGAUCCAUCAUGUUACGAAGGUUUCGGACCAUAUAUGCCUAAUUUUAAAACUAUUCCCUAUAAUAAUUUACAAGCAUUAGAAGAAGCAUGUAAAGAUAGUAAUGUAUGUGCAUUUAUGGUUGAACCAAUUCAAGGUGAAGCCGGUGUAUUUGUUCCUCAUGAGGGUUAUCUAUCUGGUAUUCGAGAUAUCUGUACAAAAAAUAAUGUUCUUUGGAUUGGUGAUGAAAUUCAGACAGGUCUUGGUCGAACUGGAAAAUUACUUGCAUGUGAUCAUGAAAAUGUUCGACCAGAUAUUCUUAUCCUUGGUAAAGCAUUGGCUGGUGGUUUUUAUCCGGUGUCCGCUGUUUUAGCAAAUGAUAAAUUAAUGCAUAUAUUUACUCCCGGUACUCAUGGUUCAACUUUUGGUGGAAAUCCAUUAGGAGCUCGACUUGCUGUUACUUCUCUUAAAGUUUUAAUCGAAGAAGGAAUGGUUGAAAAUGCUGCUCGAAUGGGUGAAUUAUUACGCAGUGAAUUAAAGCGUUUACCAAAAGAUGUAGUUAAACUCGUUCGUGGUAAAGGUUUACUUAAUGCAAUUGUCAUUAAUUCAGAUUAUGAUGCAUGGGAACUCUGUUUACAUUUACGUGAUCAUGGUCUUUUAGCAAAACCAACUCAUGGUGACAAAAUACGUUUUGCUCCACCAUUAAAUAUAACAAAAGAUGAAGUACUUGAAUGCUGUUCUAUUAUUAGUAAAGCAAUCAAUGCCAUGAAAUAA
Molecule: messenger RNA, 1305 nt
Organism: Adineta steineri
Lineage: Eukaryota; Metazoa; Rotifera; Eurotatoria; Adinetida; Adinetidae
Source: the annotation of a GenBank genome assembly